AUGUCCGACCCUCGUUUCUCGCUGCCCGCAUCGUCCACUAGACAUGCACAACCACCGCCGGGCCACCCAUCGAGACCCGAUCAGAACCUUACCAACCGUCUUCCUCCAAGUUUCCGGAGGAUCAAGCCGCUGGUCUAUGCGAUUGGCGUCGCCGGGAUAGUUGGCUCCGGGGCGUUGAUCGGUGCCGUGCUGAAGAUCAGCCAUCAGGAAGAAGCGCAAAAGGCUCAGGCCCAGCAACAGGAUCACCCUGGAGAAAAGAGUCUCCAGCAGAGCACAAUGGCGGAGUAUGCCAAGUCCAUCCAAGCGCUCGAGACCAAGCGCGGACAUCUCAUCGGCCAAAAGAUCCAGCUGGAGGGCAAGAUCCGGGAACUCCGUGAAAGCCAGCGUAGGAGGGCCGAAGAAGAGGCGGAAAAGAAGGAGUUCGAAAUGAACAAGUGA
Messenger RNA from Capronia coronata CBS 617.96, 438 nucleotides. RefSeq lists its product as uncharacterized. Lineage: Eukaryota; Fungi; Ascomycota; Eurotiomycetes; Chaetothyriales; Herpotrichiellaceae. The transcript has 2 exons. Bases 1 to 438 code for a protein of 145 amino acids. The record is from RefSeq and is a predicted model, not a curated record.